ACUAUUAAUUGUGGCCAGCAGAGUUGAACUGGAUCAAGCACGGUCGUUUGCCAAAGAACUACAAAAUAAAGGCAAGAAAAGUAAACAAGCCAUCCCUUGAGGUCGCUUUUCGAGUUCGUUGACACCAAAGAGCUACAAAAUAGAAUGACAAUGCUGCUUCAGCGUCGAGCUAUUGUGUCAUUCGGCCUCCGCUUGUAUUGCAGUCAUGCGACCAGCGGACCUUUGGCGGAAAAGACGAGCUCCAGCUCAGACAUGUCUGAAUUCCGAAAGGUCUUUUCUAAAGCCCAGCACGUAGCCAUCAUCACCGGGGCCGGUGUGAGCGCUGAGAGCGGGGUCCCAACAUUCCGGGGUGAACAUGAGAAAUGGAGGAAAUGGCAGUCCCAAGACCUGGCUUCCCCGGAGGCCUUCUCUCGCUACCCAUCACGUGUCUGGGAGUUCUACCAUCACAGGCGAGAGGUGGCGUUGAGCAAGAAGCCCAACGCUGCGCACCUGGCCAUAGCGGAGUGCGAGGCCCGGCUGAAAAAGCAAGGCCGUCAAGUGGUGGUCAUCACGCAGUGCAUCGACGACCUGCACCAGCAGGCGGGCUCCAAACACGUGCUUAGGAUUCACGGCAGCCUGACAGAGACGCGCUGCGUGAGUUGCGGCGAUGUGGACGUCAACAGGCGCAGCCCGAUAUGUGCGGCCCUCAAGAACAAGGGUUCACCUGACCCAAAUGUGCCCGAUGCUGACAUUCCAGUGGAUAAACUGCCAAGGUGUUCCGAAAGCGAUUGCAACGGUCUGCUGAGGCCCAACGUUGUGUUUUUCGGAGAGACCUUGGACUCUCACCUCCUGACCAAGGUGGAAAAAGAACUGGAAAUCUGUGAUCUUUGUCUGGUGGUGGGUACGUCGUCAAUCGUUUACCCGGCGGCCAUGUUCGGUCCCCAGGUGGCGUCCAGGGGCGUCCCCGUGGCGGAAUUCAACCUACGAGCAACACCAAAGUCCGAGUACUUCACGUACCACUUCCAGGGUCCGUGUGGAACCACACUGCCAGCAGCUUUGGCGCCACACGAGUCCGAGGUGGUCUAAAGCGGUGCUGGGGCAAAAGAGGCUUAUUUUUUACUCUUGUUCUAUUCCAAGUGUUUGCCUUCGAAGCACUUGGAUGCAUACGACGUAGCGAGCGCUGCACAUCUGUCAAUACUUGAAUAUACCGCUCAAUAUGGGGAAAUGAGAUGUAGCCCAACUAUAUGCAGAUUGAUUGAUGAUUGGGGAGAAGGAGUUGUUACACAUGCAGUCAUUUGCACUUUGUCUACAUUAUCCUGUAAAGUGGAACUGCUAAUUUGCCCCUAUUGGAAAUAAUGUUUCACUUUCAUCAAGCUUUCUGUUGAGGUGAUGUUUUAUGUAACCUUCCUAAAAUAUUUAACAUUCACAAAUUAAAAUCACAGAUACAAAAUGUCGAGGGAUCAAGAAGGUGUUGGCCGAGGAUUGUUAUCACACCGUGGUGUUAUUUACGUACGUUCUGCUGCUUUACUUUUUGGGGUUGCUGAUCUUUGCCGCUUCUAUUGUAGAUAAAUUGUCAUCCGAUAUGAGGUGCUGGGUAGAAUGCAACAAGAGGACAUUUCUUGCCUUGACCAAAUGUUUGCUUUAAACUUUACAGAGCAAUAUCAGCUCACGUUACACACAUUUAUUCUCAUCGAUUAUUUUCCGUGCUUUAUUCGUACUAACAGGGUAGACAAUUGCCAAAUUGUCAGUUUAUGUUUCACUAAAAUUACAAUGCACACUUUCUAAACAUGUACAGUACUGAAAGUCUGUUCAUGCGUAGUCAGCCGGUAUUAAAAGAUUUCAUAUGCA
Molecule: messenger RNA, 1827 nt
Organism: Syngnathus acus (greater pipefish)
Lineage: Eukaryota; Metazoa; Chordata; Actinopteri; Syngnathiformes; Syngnathidae
Product: NAD-dependent protein deacylase sirtuin-5, mitochondrial-like
Exons: 10
Coding region: 145-1065 (306 amino acids)
Molecular function (GO): protein-malonyllysine demalonylase activity; protein-succinyllysine desuccinylase activity; NAD+ binding
Source: RefSeq, a predicted model, not a curated record